CUCCCGCCAUCGCGGUUUGUUUGCGGCCGCCCGGUGGCGGCGGCGGCGGCGACCGGAGCCCGAACGGAGCCGAACGGAGCCGAACCGAGCCGGAAAGAGCCGAAAGCAGGCGGGAAGAGCCGAGCGCAGCCGAGCGCGGCCGGCCGGGCAUGAGGAGCGGCGGGACGCGGAGCCCCCCGCGCCCCCCGCCCGGGGCCGGUGCUCCCGGGGCUGCCCGGUCGUGGCCGCCGCUCCGCGGGUCCCGGUGACCCCACGGGAGCCGCCGCACAGGGGUUUGGGCUAUGCGGUGGUGGCUGCGCGCCGCCGUCCUCAGCCUGCUGGCCGGAACCGGGGGCAGCGGACGGAACGAGCCCCGGUCCGUGGCGGGGCGUGUCGGUGGCAGCGCGGUUUUGGGCUGUGGACUCCUGAGCGCCCACGAGACUCGCCCGCCGCUCUACGUGAUCGAGUGGGUCCGUUUCGGCUUCGUCCUCCCCAUCUUCAUCAAGUUCGGGCUCUACUCCCCACGCGUGGACCCCGAGUACGCGGGCCGUGUGCGGCUGGAGGAAGGUGCCUCCCUACGCCUGGACCUGCUGCGAGCCGAGGACCAGGGCUGGUACGAGUGCCGGGUGCUCUUCCUCGACCGCCACAGCAGCGACGCCGACUUCCAGAACGGCACCUGGAUCCACCUCACCGUCAACGCACCCCCAACCUUCCUGGAGACCCCCCCUGCCUUCGUAGAGGUGCGGGACCGGGCUGCUCUGAGCCUCACCUGCAGGGCUGUCGGCAACCCCCAGCCUGUUGUCACCUGGAGGAGGAGUGACCUGCCCGUCCAGAGCGGGGACACGGUGCAGGUGAGGAACGGGACGUUGAGCAUCGCCGUGGUGGAACGUGCCAGCGCGGGCACCUACACGUGCCACGCCACCAGCAAGGAGGGCACCGUCACCCACACCACCCGUGUGCUGGUGCAGGGGCCGCCUGUCAUCGUGGUGCCACCGCAGAAUGUCACCGUUAACGUCUCCCAAGAUGCCUUCCUGGCGUGCCAGGCUGAGGCUUACCCAGGGAACCUCACCUACACCUGGUUCCAGGGCAGCAGCAACGUCUUCCACCUCAGCCACCUCCAGGCUCGUGUCCGUGUCCUGGUGGACGGGAGCCUCCUGCUGCAGCGAGCCACCCCGGAUGACGCUGGCAAAUACACCUGCACCCCCAGCAACGGGCUCUGGAAGCCUCCUUCCGCCUCAGCCUUCCUCACAGUGCUCUACCCAGCGCAGGUGACCACCAUGCUCCCGGAGACCCACCUGCCCAAGGGCAUGAGGGGCGUGAUCCGCUGCCCCUGCAGGGCCAACCCCCCCCUGCUCUCCGUCUCCUGGACCAGGGACGGCCGCCCGCUGGAGCUGGACAAGCUCCCCGGCUGGUCCCUCCAGCCCGAUGGCUCCAUCGUCAUCGCCACGGGCAACGACGACGCGCCGGGGCUGUACCGCUGCACGCCCUACAACAGCUACGGCACCGCCGGCCCCUCCCGGCCCACGCGUGUCCUGCUCAAGGACCCUCCUGCCUUCACGGUGCAGCCCAAGGAGGAAUAUUUCCAGGAGGUGGGCCGGGAGCUGGUGAUCCCCUGUGCAGCUCACGGGGAUCCCCCACCCACCAUCACCUGGGUGAAGGUGGGCAGCGUGGGGAAGAGCAGUGCCCAGGUGGAUGGGAACAGCAGCCUCGUCCUCCACCCCCUCACCAAGGAGCAGCACGGAGUCUGGCAAUGCACUGCCACCAACCAGGUGGCCAGUGUCACCACUGCCACCUCCGUCCACGUCCUGGGUACCAGUCCCCACGCUGUCACCAACGUCUCCGUGCUCCCGCUGCUGCUGGCGGCCAACAUCUCCUGGGAGCCAGGCUUUGAUGGGGGAUACUUCCAGAGGUUCAGCGUUUGGUACACCCCACUGGUGAGGAAGCCACCGCGGGCACACCACGACUGGGUGUCGCUGUCGGUGCCAGCGGGGGCUCGGCACCUUCUGGUGGAGAACCUGCAGCCAGACACCAGUUACCAGUUCAGUGUCCUGGCCCAGAACAAGCUGGGCAGUGGUCCCUUCAGCCAGAUUGUCACCUCCGUGCCCAGGGGCUUCCCAGUGACCACAGUGCCUCCAGAGCCACCAGCCAUCACUGUGCACGUCUUCCUGUCCCCACCACGAUCUCUGAGGGCCAACGAGAGCGUCAGGGGGGUUCUGCUUCGCUGGGACCCCCCUGCCCGUGCCUCAGUGGCGCUGAGCGGGUACGCGCUGGAGCUGCGGCAGGACAAGGGCGGCUGGGAGGUGCUGGAGAGCUCCAUCCCCGCCACUGACACCCAGGUGCUGGUGCCAGGGCUCAUCAAGGACGCCUUCUACGAGUUCCGCCUGGUGGCCUUUGCUGGCAGCUACAUCAGCGACCCCAGCAACACGGUGAACGUCUCCACGGCAGGGAUGGAGGUGUACCCGUCCCGCACGCAGCUGCCCGAGCUGCUGCCACAGCCGGUGCUGGCGGGGGUGGUCGGGGGGAUCUGCUUCCUCAGCGUGGCCGUCAUCUUCAGCACCACGGCCGCCUGCAUCAUGAACCGGCGCCGCGCCGCGCGCCUCCGCAAGCGCCACCAAGAUCCACCACUCGUCUUCUCCCCCAGCAAGAAGCUUCCACCUCCACACGAUGCUCGUGGCCCUGCUGGCCCCACCAGCACGGUCAGGCUGAAGCUGCAACCAUCCCCGUACCGGAGCCUGCACCGGACGCUGCUGUGGGGUGAAAAAGCCGGUACCAGCCUGGGGCUGAGCAUCGCCGGUUCCCGUUAUCCCGCCUACGAGAGCCAGGACCGGGAGAACGUCCCGUUGGAACGGAUCUGCCGCGGUCCCGACGGCCGUUUCGUGUUGGGCUCUCCAUCCCCGGAGCCUCCGCCGGUCCCCCCGCAGCCCUACCACCAGCUGCCCGCCCAGGAGGAUGAUGAUGAUGAUGAUGAUGAUGAGGAAGAGGAAGACAACCAGCCCGUGUGGCACAGAGGGGUCUCGCUGCGCCCCCAACCCGCCGGGCAACCCCACCGGGGCUCCCGAGGCUCCGGUCACCGUCACGGUCGUUACUUCGGUUACAGCAGCCCCGUGGGUGAGGCGGUGGCGUUGAGCAUCACCGAUGUCAGCCCCGUGGUCUCUACCGCCGCCACUCUGCCUUACAGCGCCGUCCCGGAGCCCCCCGAGCCCCGCCACGGCUCCCCCUGGGACUCACCGCCCCACCGGGGCUCCCCCAAACCGGCUGCCGGUGCCCCGGUACCCCCCGGUGCCCCGGUACCCCCCGGUGCCCCGGUACCCCCCGGCCCCCCGGUACCCCCCGGCCCCCCGGUACCCCCCGGUGCCCCGGGAAUCAGCGGGAUCCUGCAGUACCUCAGCCUGCCCUUCUUCAAGGAGAUGUGUGUGGAUGGCGAUUGGCCCCCACCGGAGGAACCGGAGGAACCCCCCGACCCACCGGAGCCCCCCGCCAGCCCCCCACCCACCGAACAGACGCUGUGCCCGGACUGCAUUGACCCAAGUGCCAACACCACCUCCUCCUCAUCAUCCUCUUCCUCCUCCGCUCUCCUUGAGCCCCCCCGGUUCCCCCCGGGCCCCGCCAAGGCUUCGCUGCCCGGUUCCCCCAUCACCGGGAUUGCCCCGCAGCCGGUCCCGCAUCACCGGACUGAAACACCGGGGCGGCCACCGGAGGCUGCCGCCCCUCCCCACCCCGAGAAGCUCCCGCGGGGCAGCCUGACCAGCCAGAGCAGCGGGCGGGGCAGCGGAUCCUUCCUGCGGCCCCCCUCGCUGGCACCGGCCUUGGGGGGCACCUUUCUGGGCACCCCCAUCGCGGAGGGCAGGAUGGAUGUUGGCACCGGGAAGAGGAGAAACACCUCCGUGGACGAGAACUACGAGUGGGACGCGGAAUUCGCGCUGGAAUCCGAACUCCUGGAGGCGCUGCAGCUUUACCGGGGCGCGGCCCCGGCCCGGCCCCGUUCCUCCAUCGCCCUGCGGGACCUCCAGCGGCACCAUCCCAACACACGCCGAGGUGACGGCGCGGGCGGCGCGGUGCCACCAGAGCCACCCACGGGUGCCACCCCCGCAGAACCCCCCGCUGUCAGCAUGGCCAACCGGGGCCCGUCCUACGGGCUGAGCCGGGAGGUGCAGCAGAAGAUCGACCGGCAGUACGACCCCGAGCUGGAGCAGGUGUUGGUGCGCUGGAUCCUGGCACAGUGCGGUGACACCGCGGUGGCACAACCGGCGCCUGGCAGGGACGGCUUCCAGCAGUGGCUGAAGGAUGGCACGGUGCUGUGCCGCCUCAUCAACAGCCUCCACCCGCGGGGACAAGCGCCCGUGGCCAAAAUCCAAGCGUCGGCCAUGGCCUUCAAGCAGAUGGAGCAGAUCUCGCAGUUCCUGCAGGCGGCCGAGCGCUACGGCAUCGCCGCCACCGACAUCUUCCAGACCGUGGAUCUGUGGGAAGGCAAGAACAUGGCGUGCGUGCAGAGGACCCUGAUGAACCUGGGCAGCCUGGCCGUGGCCAAGGGUGACGGGCUCUUCGUUGGAGACCCCAACUGGUUCCCCAAGAAGUCGCAGGAGAACCGGCGUGUCUUCUCCGAGGACAAGCUGAAGGAGGGGCAGAGCGUCAUCGGGCUGCAGAUGGGCACCAACCGGGGCGCCUCGCAGGCUGGCAUGACGGGCUACGGGAUGCCCCGCCAGAUCCUCUGAGCCCCUCCUGCUGGGCACCCCCCACCCCAAAACCGCCUUAACCCCUUCACCGUGGACCAACCGGGUGCCCCCCAAACCCGGGCAGCCGCCCCCUCGCCAGUUUUAUCAGGACCAAAGUCAUUUUUUUAUUAUAAUUAUUAUUAUUUGGCUGGGUGGGGGCGGUGCCGCUGUGCCCACCCCAAUGCCCCACAGUGCCUUGGGGGGCUGCUGGAGGCCCCCCCAGAGUUUUGGGGAGCAACCCCUGUGCCCCAAUAAAUGGAUUCACUUCUU
Taeniopygia guttata (zebra finch) is the source of this 4961-nucleotide messenger RNA. The record is from RefSeq and is a predicted model, not a curated record. NCBI's taxonomy places the organism in Eukaryota, Metazoa, Chordata, Aves, Passeriformes, Estrildidae.